Messenger RNA from Anas platyrhynchos (mallard), 1870 nucleotides. It is a transcript of the gene RIOK1, whose product is annotated as RIO kinase 1. NCBI's taxonomy places the organism in Eukaryota, Metazoa, Chordata, Aves, Anseriformes, Anatidae. The record is from RefSeq and is a predicted model, not a curated record. Gene Ontology annotation, molecular function: protein serine/threonine kinase activity; ATP binding.
CGCCCUUUCCCCCCCGCCCCGCGCUCGCUCUCGGCCGUUUCUGUCCCUCCGCCGCCGCCGUAGCGGGCGGGCGGGCGCGGGGCGCAAGAUGGCGGGGCCACGCGCAGCCGGCCGCUGCCCGCCAGUGCCCGGGCAGUUUGACGAUGCCGACGGCUCCGACGGGGAACUUGCGCAGGACGCAGAGGCAGCCGCGGAGGGUGGGGGCGCUGAGGAUCCCCAGUCACGUCUGCGCGAAGGAGGCGAUAACGGUGAUAACGAUGAUGAUGAUGAUGGAGAAGAGGAGGGCGAUGAUGACUGGGACUGGGAUGACGAGAUGGGAAGGCUCACGAAGUGCCACGCUGCUGGGUGCAGCCCGCAGGCAAAUAGGCAGAACCCUAGUUACUCUUCAGCAAAAAUGUCAACCCCUACAGACAAGGCCUUGAGGAAAUUUGAACAUAAAAUUAAUUUGGAUAAGCUGAAUUUUGAUGACUCCGUUAUAAACAGAGUCACAGAGAAGUCUAGACAGAAGGAAGCAGAUAUGUACCGAGUCAAAGAUAAGUCAGACAGAGCAACAGUAGAACAAGUGUUGGAUCCAAGGACUCGAAUGAUUCUGUUCAAGAUGCUAACAAGAGGUGUCAUAUCAGAAAUCAAUGGCUGCAUCAGCACAGGGAAAGAAGCCAACGUAUAUCAUGCCAGUACUUCGAAUGGAGAGAAUAGAGCAAUAAAGAUUUACAAAACAUCUAUUCUGAUGUUCAAGGAUCGGGAUAAGUAUGUGAGUGGGGAAUUCAGAUUUCGUCAUGGAUAUUGCAAAGGCAACCCAAGAAAAAUGGUGAAGACAUGGGCUGAAAAAGAAAUGAGGAAUUUAAUAAGGUUGAAUACAGCCCGGAUACCUUGCCCAGAGCCAAUUAUGCUAAGAAGUCAUGUGCUUGUCAUGGGCUUUAUUGGUAAAGGUGAUAGGCCUGCUCCUCUGCUGAAGAAUGCUCAAUUAUCUGACUCGAAAGUCCGGGAGCUGUACCUGCAAAUCAUCCAGUACAUGAGAAGAAUGUACCAAGAUGCCAGACUUGUUCAUGCAGAUCUCAGUGAAUUUAAUAUGCUGUACCACAGCGGGGACGUGCACAUCAUUGACGUGUCUCAGGCAGUGGAGCAUGACCAUCCACAUGCACUGGAGUUUCUGCGAAAGGACUGUGCCAAUGUUAAUGGCUUUUUCCAGAAGCACAAUGUUGCAGUGAUGACUGUGAGGGAGCUGUUUGAGUUUAUUACCGAUCCUUCUAUCACAAGUGAGAACCUUGAUGACUAUCUGGCAAAGGCAAUGGAAAUAGCAUCAAAAAGAACAGAGGAGGAAAGAUCCAGUCAAGAUAAAGUGGAUGAGGAAGUGUUUAAGAAGGCUUACAUACCUCGCACAUUGACUGAUGUUAAAAACUAUGAGAGAGAUGUGGAUAUAAUGAUGAAACUGAAAGAAGAGGAUAUGGCAUUGAGUGUUCAGCAAGAUAAUAUUCUCUACCAGACUGUGACAGGGCUGAAGAAGGAUUUGUCUGGUGUUCAGAAGAUUCCUGCACUUCUUGAGAAGGCAGAUGAAUCAGAAACAGGCUCUGAUUAUGAAGACAGCAGUUCAGAGGACUCUGAUUCAGGUUGUAAAGAAUCUCGGCAUCCCAAAGAUCUUCCUGCUGAAGUUACCAUGGAUAAAAAGGAAAGGAAAAAGAUGGUCAAAGAAGCCCAAAGAGAGAAGAGAAAAAACAAAAUUCCAAAGCAUGUGAAGAAGCGGAAAGAAAAGACUGCAAAAAUGAAGAAAGGCAAAUAAAAUCAGCUUUGGCUCGAGGAAUGGGCUGGCUUGUUGUUGGUUAAUUAGUCACCAUCUUUUAUAAUUAAAUCUUUUAUUUAUAUACAUACAGUA